CCUUGUUCGGAAUGGCCGUUCCGUAUUGGUUCUGCUUUAUUUUGUCACUGGGAUUUAUAUAUUGCUACGAAAAUGUAGCGUUACAUAAACCAGCAUGGCAGCAACAUGUCUGGCCUUCUAAACCCUAUGAUGUGGAGUGGGGAGCAGCAAAGGCUGUGGACGGACUGUAUACUGACCGCUCAGCAGGGGGAACUCAAUGUACUCAAUCAGGCCCGAGUCAAACAACAGCGACGUGGAGAGUGGACCUGGGGAGUAUGGUCAGCAUCAGUCACGUUAACAUCUACUACAGGACGGAGAAUCAUCCGAGCCCCGGUGCGUAUUAUAAUCAAUUUGCUGGAUUUUUCCUGUACGUAUCCAACACUACGUCAAAGGAUGACGGCCAUCUUUGUUUCCAUGAGAUACAGACUGUGGACCGUACACCAGUAGAGAACCAGACAAUAAGUUGUUCUGUUCAUGGACGAUAUGUGAUAUACUACAACGAACGGAGACCGGGUGUUACCUACCCUAGCUACUACUCACGAGACGCAUAUAAUGAACUAUGUGAAGUGGAAGUUCAUGGAUGCUCUGACCCAACAUUUUACGGAGAGAACUGUGACCAACCGUGUCCCGAUAAAUGUCAAGAGAAGAGGUGUAACAUCAGUACGGGAUACUGUCUGGGCUGUAUACCGGGUUAUCAAGGUCUUCGCUGUAGUCAAGAAUGUGAUGGUGGGAUGUACGGCGCAGGCUGCACACAGAAAUGUGGUUCCUGUCUAAACAACAAACAGUGUCAUCAUGUUAACGGCACGUGUUUGAGUGGCUGUUCUUCAGGAUACCAGGGAGGACAUUGCAAGGAGAACUGUCCCAGUGGGUAUUUCGGUAUCAAUUGUGAGAACAGCUGUACCGUGUACUGUGGUAGAAAUGGUAGUUGUGAUCAGACCACCGGGAUAUGUGAUGGAGGAUGUGAGGAGGGGUUUAUCGGGCCUCUCUGUGGUACAGAAGAGUUAUCAUCCCGCGUUACAAGUUGUACAGAUGACAACACCGCCACCAUCAUAAGUAUUGUAGUAUCUAUUUUUAUAGUGCUUAUUGGAAGUAUCAUCAACUUCCUGAUGUGGAAGAGAAAUCAGACAGAAUACGCAAAGAAAGGAGAAAACUGUAGAAGUGAAACAAGGAGUGCUCACAAUUCAGGGUUGAAUCCCCGUAUGCAGAACUGGGAGACUGUGACAAACCGAACACGUAUGAGGAACUUCACCAUUAUACCGAAUCUACCGGGAAAGUCUAAGACGAGUUAUUUGUACUGCAGUUAUUUCCACCGUACUUAUAGCAGCAUCAUAUUGAAAAACCACAAAAAUGUCCCUCAGAAUGGGGGUGGGAAGGGCCAAUCCUCGGAAAUUCCCUCUGGAUGUGCCAUUUGGAUGGAGACUAUAUUCAAAGGCAAACAAUUAGAUGAUGAUGGCCAUCUUUGUUUCCAUGAGAUACAGACUGUGGACCGUGCACCAGUUGAGAACCAGACAAUAAGCUGUUCUGUUCAUGGACGAUAUGUUAUAUACCACAAUGAACGGAGACCGGGUGUUACCUACCCUAGCUACUACUCACGAGACGCAUAUAAUGAACUAUGUGAAGUGGAAGUUCAUGUGUGUGAUAAACAGGCGUAUGGGCUGGGAUGUUCGUCAUCAUGUGGGAACUGUAGCGAUGGGGAGCCAUGUCACUAUCAAAACGGCACGUGCCCUCGGGGAUGUAAUGCAGGGGUAUAUGGGGAGAAAUGCCAGAUACCAUGCCAAACUGGUUUUUAUGGAAAGAACUGCGGACAUAGAUGCAGUGAGAACUGUGAAGUGACAAACCGUUGUAGCAGAUUUACUGGGGAAUGUGACGGGGGCUGUAAACCGGGAUGGAAGAUGCCAACAUGUCAGCGAGAAUGUGACGGUGGCAUGUACGGCGCAGGCUGCACACAGAAAUGUGGUUCCUGUCUAAACAACAAACAGUGUCAUCAUGUUAACGGCACGUGUUUGAUUGGCUGUUCUUCAGGAUACCAGGGAGGACAUUGCAAGGAGAACUGUCCCAGUGGGUAUUUCGGUAUCAAUUGUGAGAACAGCUGUACCGUGUACUGUGGUAGAAAUGGUAGUUGUGAUCAGACCACCGGGAUAUGUGAUGGAGGAUGUGAGGAGGGGUUUAUCGGGCCUCUCUGUGGUACAGAAGAGUUAUCAUCCCGCAUUACAAGUUGUACAGAUGACAACACCGCCACCAUCAUAAGUAUUGUAGUAUCUAUUUUUAUAGUGCUUAUUGAAAGUAUCAUCAACUUCCUGAUGUGGAAGAGAAAUCAGACAGAAUACGCAAAGAAAGGAGAAAACUGUAGAAGUGAAACAAGGAGUGCUCACAAUUCAGGGUUGAAUCCCCGUAUGCAGAACUGGGAGACUGUGACAAACCGAACACGUAUGAGGAACUUCACCAUUAUACCGAAUCUACCGGGAAAGUCUAAGACGAGUUAUUUGUACUGCAGUUAUUUCCACCGUACUUAGUUUUCUAUGAUGAACUUUCACAUAGAACGUAUAGCCGGAAAAGUCUAAGACGAAGAUAUAUAUUAUUUUUACUGCAUUUAUUUCCACCGUAUUUAGUUUUCCAUAAUGAACCUUCACAUAUAAUGCAUUACAUUUUUGACGUCGAACGUCCAAUGCAUUUCAUUUCGUUGUCCACAACACUGACCGUUGAUGAGUGUGUGCAAUCUAAUGUCUCAAUGAUUUGUGAACAUAUGAAGAGAGUACGUGGGAUAAAACUGUUGAAUAAUUACUGAUAUCUUACAUGAACGGUGUGAACCUGUCUUUAUAUAUUUUGAAUGUAUAUAUAUUGUUAUAAUAUCAUUGGCGCCCUAGCGAUUAUAUUACAUGACAAAAUGACCGUGAUUAACUGAAAACUCACGGGAAAACAUGAUAAAUUGUAAUUGUAUGUAUUGGAAUCUAUCAAUGUUAUUUUCAUUAAUUUAUUGGAUCAAAGAAGUACUUGCGGUUUUGGCGAAAUUCUGCCAAGCUUUUAUGAGGAAAAAUUAGUUUGCGUUGCAGAUAUUUUCUUCUUUAAUUUUUAAAAGAAAAACUCAUACAGGUACUUAUUCUCAAACACAUAUGAAAAUCAACUAAUACAUGCGUAUGCGUAGUACAUAAUUAAAUAAAGUAAGGGUCAUGAAGCUAUUUGUGAUGUUUUCUGAUGGUUUUCUAUGGAUAAACCAGUGAAAUUUAACAAAUAUUUCGUCGUCGUCCGGAAGACUUUUUGUAUGGCUUGAAAAUUUACGAAGAAACUGACAAUUCCUCUUAAUUUCAUCCCAGACGACGACGGAAGAAGGGUUAAAAUGUCAAUUGGAAGAUGUUUACAGAAUUGUCAUCAUGACGUAAUUUCGAGUGAUGAAAUUCCCACUUCUUGGCAGUUGAAGAGGUAACGGGAAUCAUUGGGGUAGUACAUGUAUUUUCAAAAAAUAUAUGCUGAUCGGAUAUUUAUUUAAAGGGUUUAACAUUUAUUGGAAACAUAAUAAUAAAAAAAUGAAAAAAUUCCGGAUGUAUUUAAGUCAAUCUUACAUACCGGAUUUCAUAUGUGUUGUUAUUGCCAGUGUAAAGAUAACGGUGUAUAUAUAAGACCUACCAAAGCUCCAUGAGAAUUCAUGUUACACACAGGAUAAUCAACAUUUAAAUAUUUUAUCUGAUGAUGAAUGAAUAAUUUCACAAACAAUGUAUUCGUUGAAAAUUUAAGCAUUAUAUUAACUAUGUGCAUACAUUUCAUUAAAUAUAAAACAACAUGUGAUAUCAACAGUAGACGACAAUGUUUUACUUAGACCAAUUUCACCCAAGGCGCGUACGUACAUCAAUGAUAUUUAGUGGACGUGUGAAAUUUUUAAGAAAGUAUACAAUUGUAAUCCGCGAAUAUAAUUUUUUACGUACCACCCCUCCCCUCAACAUUUCAAAAAGGACGAUACGUGUCUAGUGAUACAUUGUACCAUUCUUGUCUACUGAUUGUGUGUUGUAGCAUUGUAACAUUAUUGUAUACUGAUUUUGUGUUGUAACAUUGUACCAUUCUUGUCUACUGAUUGCGUGUUGUAGCAUUGUAUCAUUCACCAUAUUUGUUUUAACAAUUGUUUUUACACAUUUUUAUUACUUGUGUAAACAAAUUUCAUCAUCAGAAAUUUAACUGUAAAAUAAAAUUCGAGGUUAUUCUUCAA
Ostrea edulis (European flat oyster) is the source of this 4174-nucleotide messenger RNA. RefSeq names its product neurogenic locus notch homolog protein 1-like. Gene Ontology annotation, molecular function: scavenger receptor activity. The transcript is spliced from 20 exons. Lineage: Eukaryota; Metazoa; Mollusca; Bivalvia; Ostreida; Ostreidae. The record is from RefSeq and is a predicted model, not a curated record. Bases 12 to 2492 code for a protein of 826 amino acids.